Molecule: messenger RNA, 3174 nt
Organism: Uranotaenia lowii
Lineage: Eukaryota; Metazoa; Arthropoda; Insecta; Diptera; Culicidae
Gene: acj6
Product: inhibitory POU protein
Exons: 8
Coding region: 1135-2262 (375 amino acids)
Biological process (GO): regulation of transcription by RNA polymerase II
Molecular function (GO): RNA polymerase II cis-regulatory region sequence-specific DNA binding; DNA-binding transcription factor activity, RNA polymerase II-specific
Source: RefSeq, a predicted model, not a curated record
GAGACCACCUGCGAACCGAGAAGGGUGUAUUUUUAGAUCCGUUAUUUUGUAUUUCGUUAUCUUAUGGUGAGUUUUCGUUCAGUUGCUACAUUCGUGUUCCCGCGAUUAGACAUUUAUUGUAAAGCGUCGAUUUCCCAAAACCGUCACAUGUGCUUUAGAUGACAGUAUUCCUAUCAAGAUCAGAAUGGUUCUGGAAGCUACAUUCGAUCGGCUACUGAACAAUAUUGUGGAUAAUUGAAUAAAUAGUAGAUCGGUGUUCCAUGGAUUUGAAAGAAAUUAAAAGUUCUAUGCUAUUUCAAUAAGAGUGCGAAGCGAAACAAAAAGGAUUAGUUGUGAUAAAGUGUACGCCGGAAGAUUAACGUUCGGUUGAUUGUGACUUGAUGAUUGAUUGUUGUGUUGAAAAACCGCUAGGAAAUCUGUGCCACUGAGAGAAUAAUACAAGUAAACAAAUCUGAAAUAUCUAACUUCAUCCCCAAACCAAAACCAGUUUCGAAACAGGAUGACAGUUCUAAUCAGCACUUGAGGACAUCACAGCGAAAAUUGCUGCGACAAUUAGAUACAAAAAGUCUCCACCACCAAAACGUCGCAUCUUGACACCUUGGAUGCUGUAUUGGAAAUCAAGUUUUCUUACCGUAGUGUGGUUAUCUUUGACGAGGACCUUCGCAAUCAACUGAAUCAAAAGUAGAAGGCAACAAACACAAAAAAAAAACGUCGAGCAUGACUUGAUUGUAUGGUGGAGACAGUUUUCGAUACACGAUAUUAUAUAAAGAGUGGCAUUUACGUUUGAGCUACUGAAUUAUGAAACAGGUCGAACAGAGGAAGUCAAUUAAAGUGUGAGGGAAGGUGCAGCGAGCAACAGCAAGCAGCGAAUACGAAAGCCAAAACAGGCAGUAAAAAGUUUACUGCUCGGAACGGUCAAAGUGCAAAAGGAUUCUGAAAGUCGGGCAUAAACUGCACGGGAGUUUAGGGCGAAUUUAUUCAGAUAUAUCUUCGAUACUCGCCGAACAAAGCUAGUUGGUUUAAUUUUGGUUAAAUUUUUCGCAUUCCGACCAAAAACAUUCCAAAAUUUAUUCGCCAACGCAUUUUGACGCCGCGAAGGCGUUGAAGUUAGAAGACGAAUUUGCUGGCGGCUGCAUGACGAUGUCGAUGUACCCGUCAGCAGACAAAAUGAAAAUGAGCACCCCCAGCUGCUUUCCUGGCCGAUACAGCCCCACCUACCGGGGACCAGAUCAGAUGCGGCGCUGCAUGACCAAUCCCUCGAGUCGGUUUCUGGAAGACACAUCAAUCAUGUGCAAUUCGUGGUCUCCCAGGCAUAAUGGAGACAUAUUCUCCGGCCUCAACGAUGGAAUCCUCAGUCGAGCAGAGGCACUGGCCGCCGUAGACAUUGGCAAACACCAAAGCAGUCAUGCCCACACGCAGAUGUCACAGCAGCUGAAGCAUGACGUCAUGUAUCACCACAGCAUGGGAGCGCCGCCGCAAAGGCCGCUACAGAGUAAACCAUUUUCGUUCCAGAUGCAUCCUACUAUGGACGGUAUCGAUAUGCUGGAUCCGUCAGGUUCGAUGACCACAUUAACACCGAUGACGGACGCAUCACUUACUUCUACACAUCAUCAGUUGCACGGGUCAUAUCACAGCAUGAACCACAUGAUGGGUCAUCAUCAUAGCGGACCUCUUGGAGGUCAUACACCAGAUGGAUUCCUCGGGGCCCAUCAUCCGGCAAUGGCCGUCGCUGUGGCAACUGCUGGUCUUCAUCCGGACACCGAUACCGAUCCCCGGGAAUUGGAAGCCUUUGCUGAACGGUUCAAGCAGCGGCGGAUAAAAUUAGAAGGUGUAACACAAGCCGAUGUGGGCAAGGCACUGGCCAAUCUGAAACUACCAGGCGUCGGGGCACUGUCCCAAAGCACCAUAUGCCGUUUCGAGAGUCUGACCCUGUCCCACAACAACAUGAUUGCGUUGAAGCCGAUCCUGCAGGCCUGGCUGGAGGAGGCGGAAGCCCAAGCCAAGAACAAGCGAAGAGACCCGGACGCACCCAGCGUCCUGCCAGCUGGCGAAAAGAAAAGCCUUUUUUCAAGAAAAAGGACUUCCAUCGCUGCUCCAGAGAAGCGUUCCCUCGAGGCCUAUUUUGCCGUCCAACCAAGACCAUCCGGUGAGAAGAUAGCGGCCAUCGCGGAGAAGCUGGACCUGAAGAAGAACGUCGUCCGGGUAUGGUUCUGCAACCAGCGCCAGAAGCAAAAGCGUAUGAAAUUCGCGGCCCAGCACUGACCAACCGGGCACCACCAGGGUACAUCUCAGUUUAGCGGUUUAAUGAAUAGCGUAACUACUCUAGGCGGCAACGGAGGCGUUGCCGGAUUCGGAUACUAACACUAAUCAUAAUUCGUGAGAUAUCCGAGGACGAUAUUAGCAAGGGAACCAAUAUUAGUAAUAGGUCUUCAUCUUAAGAGACCAGCUGUGUACAUAACACCGAGCAGAAGAAGGAAUAGUUUGAAUCUAAGUAGAAGCUAGUGAUACCAAAAAGCAAACAAGAAAAAAAUACGAAAUUGUGAUUUCGGAAGUAGAAGCUUGAAAGUGAACAAAAAGAAAACAAUUUAAGCGGAAACCCAUGUACAGUCUGAUUAAGAUUUUUUAUUGUCAAAUUCAAACUAUGAAGUAAGACAAAAGAACUGACAAAAUUCGAGUAUGUGCAAUAUAUAUUAAUUAUUUAGUUCACCGUACACGAAAUAUACCAAGUAACGUGCAUUUGGUACUAAUAUAAAGAAUCUCUAUUUCUUUUGUAAAAGUAGAUGACUUAAGCAAAUUGACUGUAUAUAUCGAAACAAAAGCAAACAAAAAACCCAAAUAUAGGAAAGGAGCACACAAUCGUCGCAGAAGAACACCAAAAGUGCUGCUGAAUGCUACACUAAGUUUGGCACUCAUUUGUGGUGCCAGUGGCGUACAGCGAUGUAAGUCAGGUCGCGCUGCCUCGCGGCACAUGGUGAUCCAGCGCAAUAAAGCUUGCUCCGGUGUGAUGGCGCGGAAAUUGACGUGUAAAAACAACUAUCGAACAACAGAGAGCAAGCGAUCCUUAAUUAAGUAAAAGAAGUGUGCAAGUGAAAAACAACAAUAAAUUGAUUCUGUAGCAAAAACAAGGCAAUAGUGGUAGAGUUACGUAGGACGAAAUCAAUAAAAACAAUGAAA